CCCUCUUCAUUGGUGGUGUAGGGCGUGCAGCUGCUGCUCCUCCUUCUUCCUGUUUUGCGAAUCGGCACCCUAGAUCUUGGACUUGGAGAUCAAUUCGUGGGCUAGGGGCUUGUAAUUUCAUAUUGAUUUUCUGCAAUUUCAUAUUGCAGUUUCCACUUUUUAGUUUCACCGGUGAUUGGGUGGUCUAGUCCGGUUGCUGCUCUUUCUUCUUAAUUCAUGGGCUAGGGGCUAGAUCUUGCAUCUUGAUUCUCUUCACCCCUCUCCAGCAACCCAGGUUCAUCUCCAGUAACCGAGCUCCGUCUCCAGCAACUAGCUUCGUCUCAGGAUAUCAUGAAUACUAGUGGUUCUGGCAAUGGCACAGGAGACUUUAUUGGAUCCAGCUUUUCUUGACAAAGAUGAUUAUGAUAUGGAUUGGGUAGCUAUUGAUGAGUCUUUGCCAAAUCAAAGUCUUGAUGAUACUGAUAAUAUUGUUUAUGAUGAGGAAGAUAUCCCACAGAUUCCUGAAAAUGAAAAUGAAAAUGAACAACUGAAAAUGAACAACUUUGGAUUGGGGUUGAUGGAGUUACAG
This is a messenger RNA of Rubroshorea leprosula, 568 nucleotides long. Lineage: Eukaryota; Viridiplantae; Streptophyta; Magnoliopsida; Malvales; Dipterocarpaceae. The record is from the annotation of a GenBank genome assembly.